This is a messenger RNA of Aspergillus pseudotamarii, 587 nucleotides long. RefSeq lists its product as uncharacterized. The coding region runs from base 12 to 587 and encodes 191 amino acids. NCBI's taxonomy places the organism in Eukaryota, Fungi, Ascomycota, Eurotiomycetes, Eurotiales, Aspergillaceae. The record is from RefSeq and is a predicted model, not a curated record. The transcript has a single exon.
CGACUAUCAAGAUGUCCCCCCGCCAGCCCUACACAGCCGAGGAUAUUAUUGAUGAUGUACUCCAAGGGCUAGCAUCGCUUAAAGCAUUUUUCGCUUAUGAUAAAACCGGGUUAGUCUUACACAUGGCCCGUGCAGCAAAGGAGAAUCCGAGACUGGGCUUGGAGGUGGGUCAGAAGGGGAAGCAUCCUACGUUGGGGGAUCUCUUCAUCCGUCUCCUGACGUGCAUUUGUUGGGCCCAGAGGCUACAGCAAUUCAAUACAGUACCAUUUAGGUCGACAAACAAAACCGGCCGUAUUGGACUUGCGGCUUCUCUUUCUCGCCGUUAUGGUCUUGAGCCCAAUCAUGUGAUCAGAAAUAGUUUCCGUUGUGGACGACAACUCCAAAAAAUUGAAACGCGCGUCGGAGUGGAAAAUUGUUCAAUAGUCCUCCUACCGUCCCUGCCAAAGCUCCUAUGGCUCUCUGAUAAGGAGAUCCUUCGAUUAAUAGAUCUCUUGUCAAGCAGCUUUAUGUCAACCCUUAACGACAAUAGACGUUUAAUAGAAGAAUUCCGCGAGUACCGACGGCUUUACAACACUGUCAGCAUAUAG